CGUCGCGUCUGUAAAAUCUAAAUUUAGUUCGACGAAAAAUCACUGAAUUUUCAGUUUUCCAUCAGUGACUUGUCAAAAAAAGAAAAUCAUCACUCCAUUAAUUUCUCCACAUUAAAUAAUUCCUUCAACUGAUUGAAAUCGGAUGAAUUUUUCGUAGUAGUGAAUUUUGGAGAGCUCUACGUCUCAGUGAAUUAAAAAAUUGAUAAAUCUUGGGAGUAAUCAGCCCAGGAGAUGACAAUAAUCACCACAAUGUGCACUCAGCUGUUCUCGUGCCCACUGUGCACUCAACCGAGUUUUAAUUCCUUAGAUUCAUUGAGAAUAGGUCUGGUGAGUGUAGCCACACGUCCAUUGACAUGUCCAAUAUGCAAUGACACAGUCUUAGGAAUAGAUAAAUUGACAAUUCACCUGUUUGGCCACACUAUCCCUGAGAACACGCCCAACGAGCCUCAGAUACCCGAAACCAAGACUCAAGAGAUUAGGUACCAUGUGCCUGAUUCCGGAGGUAAAUCCAGGAAUGUGAUGCUCAUCCAGACACCACAGAGCCUCGAAAAUGACUCUCUCAUUCCCAGAGGAUUUAUCACAAGUCUUCCUCUGGUGUUCAAUGGUAUCAGAGAAGAACCUACAGCUUCUACCACGAAUUCGCCACUUCAACCACACGUUGACCCUGAGAUAAAUGUCUUGAAUUUAUUAUCAGAGACUCCAGAGGGAAAUAAUAGUAUCGAGGGCAUCGUUUCGUCAUCAGAAUUGACUUUGCACAUUCCAGAGAGUUGUAAUAUUCAGUUCUCCAAUCCAGUGGAAGUGAAUGAUGAAAAAAUUUCGAGUGAUUCAUUAAUUAUGAAAGAAGAGAUAAAGGAGAAGAAAUUCGAAAAUGAGAAGAGGGAGAGGUGUAAUAUCUGUGGGUUGAGCCUAGCAAAUCGAAAUUCUCUCAUUUUGCAUAAACAACUGGCGCAUAAAAUUGCAGCUAAGGACUGCAACGUCAAGCCUGAGGAUCUCCUGAAGAAUUAUCCUUGUCAUUUGUGUUCUAAAGUAUUUAAGAUGAGGGGUAGCCUGAUGAUUCAUAUGAGGGUGGCACAUACUGGAGGUAAUUUAGCGACCCUCGGAGGGGAACGAAAUUCAGAUGGGGGAUUCAAUUGUCCGUUGUGUGGGAAGAAUUUUAAAAAGGAGCAACACGUCACCCAACACUUGAAGACCCACGAGGGCAAGCAGUGGGAGUGCGACGUGUGCAGUAAAAUGUUCACGACGAAGUACUUCCUGAAGAAGCACAAAAGACUGCACUCCGGGGAAAUGCCGUAUCAGUGCAAUAUCUGUUCCAAGACAUUUACAUUUCAACAAUCGUAUCACAAGCACAGGCUGUAUCACAAGGAUGACAAGCCCCACACCUGUACAUCAUGUGGUAGAUCCUUCAAGGAGCUCUCUACUCUUCACAAUCACGAGAGGAUUCACACUGGAGAAAAACCAUUUGCCUGUGAAACAUGUGGAAAAUGCUUUCGACAACGUGUGUCUUAUCUCGUGCAUCGAAGAAUUCAUACUGGUGUCAUGCCUUAUACUUGUUCAACCUGUGGGAAGAGUUUCAGAUAUAAAGUGAGUCAGAGGACCCAUAAGUGUCCAGGACAAUCAGAUCAUUCUGAACAUUCGCAGGUGGCAUCGGGAAAUGAUCCGAUUGAACCCAGGGCUUCUGAAUCUCAGGGAAAUGCAUUGGUCCCUUCUGUGUUGGAUAAUGCGAAUAAAUUCGUGGUCAUUGCAAACAGCAAUGGGGAGCCGACAUUAACGAGAGAGAUAGACGUGAAUCCCUUGUUUCAUUUCUCUCAAUCCGGGCCAGUGAAAGAAAAGGGAAAAGGGGAAUCAGUGCAGUCCUCUCGGGGUGUUCUACCUGAAGAGAAUUCUCAGGAUUUUUUGGGUUUAGUCAUGUCACCAGUGCAGAAUGGUCCAUCGUCUCCUUCAACUGAAAUGCAACAGUUGAGACUGGCCUCCCCAAAGUCCGAAAUUAAUCAAUCGUUUCAGGAUUCCUCGGACAAUCUCCAGAAGGACUUGAAACACGCAAUCGAUGGCAUUUUGAACGAGCGGAAUCGAGAGAAUAAUUCCUUGGAAACCAUCAACGAGGAUUCACUGAAGGAAUUGCUUUAUGGAAUUAAUAAAACACUUUAAAA
Molecule: messenger RNA, 2147 nt
Organism: Fopius arisanus
Lineage: Eukaryota; Metazoa; Arthropoda; Insecta; Hymenoptera; Braconidae
Product: zinc finger protein 567
Exons: 5
Coding region: 232-2145 (637 amino acids)
Biological process (GO): regulation of transcription by RNA polymerase II
Cellular component (GO): chromosome; nucleus
Molecular function (GO): chromatin insulator sequence binding; DNA-binding transcription factor activity, RNA polymerase II-specific; RNA polymerase II transcription regulatory region sequence-specific DNA binding
Source: RefSeq, a predicted model, not a curated record